Molecule: messenger RNA, 2551 nt
Organism: Eurytemora carolleeae
Lineage: Eukaryota; Metazoa; Arthropoda; Copepoda; Calanoida; Temoridae
Gene: Sec10
Product: exocyst complex component 5
Exons: 25
Coding region: 46-2184 (712 amino acids)
Biological process (GO): Golgi to plasma membrane transport; exocytosis
Cellular component (GO): exocyst; cytoplasm
Source: RefSeq, a predicted model, not a curated record
UUUAAGAAGAAAAGUUUCAGAAAAAUGCAAUAAAGAUAAAUCAAAAUGUCAGUCAUGAAGUUCUGGGCGGACAUGGAGCAGGAUGAAUAUGAUCCGGAAGAGUUUGUUGAAAGACUGGCAUUUAGGGCGAGAUCUGGUUCUAACUCCGCGGAUCUGGGAGAAGCGCAAAAUUUACACACCUCAUUCCUCCAAGCAAUCAAAGAAUUGAAGAUUAUGCAUGAGAAGCAGGAAGCGAAGUGUAAGGAGCUGGAGGAUAAAUCAAGGGAGGAGGAGAGAGCUCAUUGGACUCGGGUAGCAGCACUCAUUCAUAGAAACAAGGCUGCUGCUGCCACCUACAAGUCCCUGGAUGAGAAGAUUAACUCGGUGGCGGGUAAAGUGGUUUAUCUAGGAGAUCAACUAGAGAGCGUGAAUACUCCAAGAGCACGAGCAGUGGAAGCUUUAAGAUUGAUAAAACACUUUGAUGAGUUCCUGGACGGAGAGACUUCGGUAUCUCCGGUCUUCAUGGAUAAAUCCAGACUGUACGAAGCUGCAGAUAUAAUCCAGAAGUUAAACUUGAUUGGACAGGAACUACCAGAGAAGGAGUUCAGUCAUGCCAGGAGAUCUAUUGAUGCUAAAUACAACGAGAUUGAAAAAGCCUUGAUAGAAGAGUUUAUUAAGCACCAUAGAUCUGAUGAUAAGGUGAAAAUGGCUGAACUAGCGGUAAUCCUUUCACACUUCAGGGGAUACAACGAGUGUGUGAAUGCAUUUAUUGAGCAGAUCCAACUAACAUCUCUACGGGGGAAGGAUCCCUUUAAGGACAUAGUUCCUCUUUGUAGACAAAGUUGGGACACCAUCAGCCAGGUGUUUCCGUCUCCUUCUAAUGUGAUGGCAAAAUUUGUGUUAAACAUUUAUUAUGUUAAACUCAAGGAAUACAUUACAGACAAACUUCAGGAUAAGAAUGAUACCGAGAAGUACUUGAAGAACCUGUAUUUCCUGUACUCCCAAACCAUUAAGCUGAAUUCUGAUCUCUCCAACUAUAAUCUGGGUUCAGAUCAUCUCUUCCUCUCUAGGCUAACCAAGGAUAUUUUCAGUCGGUAUUUAGAAACAUACAUCAACAUUGAGUCUAGAUAUCUCAACGAUAGAGCUCGGACUGUUCUACAAAAAUACUAUGAAAACCAAGGACAUCAGAGGAAACAAAUGUCAGGCGGGGUCGGUACAGUACAAGAAUUGAAGCGCGAAAUGCACGGAUUGAUUGCUGCUCGCACGAAUUUCAACCUUGCUGAGAUCCUUGAUUAUGGCGGGAAAACAUUUCUCUCAGAUGAUAUAGCGAUCAUGAUCAUUCAGGAGGCGAGAGAAGCAUUUAGACGAUGUCAAGUAUUGUCCAAGCCCAGUGAGUUGUCCAGUAAUGCUAUGGAGAUUUUUAAUAUUUUAGUUUCGUACCUUCUACAUUAUCAUGUGGAUUAUGCUGUAGAACUAGGGUUGGCCGGAAUACCACUUCCGGAAACUAAAGUUCCGCCGGAAACGUAUUUCUUUGAUAUUAUUCGGCAGACAAAUACAAUCAUCUUUCUUGUGGACAAGUUAUUCUCAGAUAGCCUGGUGCCUCUGGUGGUAUCCACCUCUAAGCAUGCAGACUGCCUCCAGACCAAGAAGAAUGAAUGGGAGAAACUUGAAUCUAAACUUGAUACAGGACUGGAUCGUAGUAUUGCUACUAUCGCUGGUUGGAUCAAAACUAUUUUAACAACUGAGCAGAAGAAAACCGAUUACAACCCACAGGGUGGUGAAGCUAUAGCUGUUGCAAGCGGUGCCUGUCUCAAAGUUGUAAAAUGGAUAGCUGAAUUAACUAAGAAGAUCAGGGACUCUCUUGAUGGACGAAAUUUAGAAUGGGUUCUUCAAGAGUUAGGAAUUCGAUUACACAGGACUGUUUAUGAGCACCUGAUGCAGUUCCAGUUUGCGUCUGCUGGGGCAAUGACGUUGAUUUGUGAUAUGCAGGAGUACCGGAAGUGUGUAUCUGACUGGAAGGUUGGAACAGUUACCGCACUGUUUGAGACCCUACAUGCAAUGUGUAACCUUCUAAUCCUUCCUCCUGAGAACCUGAGAGGUGCAGCUAUGGGUGAUCAACUGGCUAACAUGGAUAAAGGAAUUCUCGACAAUUGGCUUCAGCUUAGAGUUGAUUAUAAAACUGCUCGACUUGCAAACUGUUUAUAAACAUCUUGUUUAUCUUUCAAUUAGGGUUUCCAAUCAGAAUUGCGCAGUCGGUUCACAAAUAGCGGGGAAUUGCGUGGAGUUUAGGGGGCUCGCAAUUGCGCGCAAGUAAAAUCCAUUUGCAUUGGAAACCCUACUUCCAAUUCAGAUUCUAUAAAAAUGUGUUCAAGAAAAAAAAUAUUGGUAAACAGUUUAUAAUGAUCUUCAUUUCGUUAUUCAUACAUUUUAUAUAUUUAUAUAUUGGUUCUAUGCUAUACAAUACAUUCCUUAAAGAAACUAUGUAGAAAUAUGUUUUUUGUAGAAAUUACAAAAUAAAACUUUCAACUCUGUUGGAAAAUGAUAAAUGAUAGAUAAUUCUCCUAUUUUCAGA